Lottia gigantea (owl limpet) is the source of this 2628-nucleotide messenger RNA. RefSeq lists its product as hypothetical. Gene Ontology annotation, molecular function: single-stranded DNA endonuclease activity; single-stranded DNA binding; damaged DNA binding. Gene Ontology annotation, biological process: resolution of meiotic recombination intermediates; double-strand break repair via homologous recombination; nucleotide-excision repair involved in interstrand cross-link repair. Gene Ontology annotation, cellular component: nucleotide-excision repair factor 1 complex. The transcript has a single exon. The record is from RefSeq and is a predicted model, not a curated record. The coding region runs from base 1 to 2628 and encodes 875 amino acids. NCBI's taxonomy places the organism in Eukaryota, Metazoa, Mollusca, Gastropoda, Lottiidae.
AUGGCGCUGUUGGAAUAUGAAAAUAUGAUAUUUUUGGAUGCUUUCCAAGAAGAUGGUCUAACCAUUCUUGCUCAGGGACUUGGGAUACAGAGGAUUUUUAUAAACUUUUUGAAAGUCUGCUCAGAUCCUGAAAAUUUGGUGUUAGUGCUAAAUACAUCUUCAUCAGAUGAAGAAUAUUUUUUAGAACAAUUAGAAACUGCUAGCAUCAAACCAUUGCCUAAAGUCAUCACUAAUGAAAUUAAUGCGAACACACGUCAUUCUACUUAUUUACAAGGUGGUGUUGUCUUUGUCACGUCAAGAAUUCUAGUGGUUGACUUACUAACAGACAGAGUUCCAGUUGAUCAAAUUUCAGGAAUACUUGUGUAUAAGGCACAUAAAAUCAUUGAAUCCUGCCAAGAAGCCUUUAUUUUACGUUUGUAUCGUCAGAAGAACAAAACUGGAUUUAUCAAAGCCUUCUCUGAUAGCCCUUAUUCGUUCACAACUGGUUUCUGUCAUGUUGAAAGAAUGAUGAAGAACCUGUUUGUAAGGAAAUUAUUUCUUUGGCCAAGAUUUCAUGCAAGUGUUGUGGCAUGCUUAGAGAAACACCAAGUUGAGGUUGUUGAAAUUCAUCUUCACAUGACUCAGUCUAUGACAGCGUGUCAAACUGCGUUACUGGAUCUGAUUAAUGCUUGUAUCAAGGAACUGAAAAGAUGCACCACUGCUGUAGACACAGAAGAAGUGACUGUUGAAAAUGCCCUUGGAAAAUCUUUUGACAAAACUAUCAGACUUCAGUUAGAUCCUGUGUGGAACUCUUUAGGACAAAAAACUCGCCAGCUUGUGUCAGACCUAAAAACUUUACGACUGCUUUUGAAAUUCCUCACUCAGUAUGACUGUGUUUCAUUCUACAGUUUAGUCCAUUCCAUAAGGUCUAAUGAAAAAACAUUUGGACAAAACACUGGCUGGUUAUUUCUUGAUGCUGCAGACAGUUUAUUUGUACAUGCUAGAGAUAGAGUGUAUGAAAUUGAAGACAAAAAGAAAAAGCUCAAAUCUGAUGAUAAAUACAAAGAAAAGGAGCCCGAACCACUUUUAGAAGACUGUCCAAAAUGGAAGGCAUUAACAGAUCUGCUAAAGGAAAUUGAAGAAGAAAACAAAGAUGCUGAUAGAUCUGCUGGUCCUACCAAUGUUCUUGUUUGUGCAGAAGAUGAUAGAACAUGUAGCCAAUUGAAAGAGUAUCUGUGUGAAGGUGGUAGAUCAAUUCUGUUUAGACUGUAUAAUAAAUUCAUGGCUUUGAAAGGAGCACAGCAAACAGAUCAAGAAAGGUUCAAAUUUCCUAAGAAGAAAACUGCAUAUGCCAAGGAAAAGGCAGAGUCAGAUGAGUUAACAUUGACUCAAAUGAUGGUUAAUAUGGAGAGAGAAAAUGAUGGUGAUUUGAAACCAGACAAUGAAGCAGAUAGUACACCUCAUUCUUCACAAGAUGCUUACUAUGGAGUCAUCUCUGCUCCUGUGACAAUUCUACAUCCUUUGCAUGGCUGCUCUGAUCCACAUGGCUUGACUCGAGUGCUUCAGGAAAUUCAACCAAGAUAUGUCAUCUUGUAUGAUGCUGACAUGCAGCUAGUGAGACAACUGGAAGUUUUCAGAGCUUCCAGACCAGGUGUACCACUAAGAGUUUACUUUCUCAUGUAUAAAAACUCUGUUGAAGAACAAUGCUACCUGACAACUUUAAGAAAGGAAAAAGAAGCUUUUGAACAUCUGAUUGAACAGAAAGGAAAGAUGGUUAUUGAAGAACAAUGUGAUGGAAAACUUGAUGAGGAUCCUUCUUUAGCCAGAAACCAGGUGGCAGCUAAUGAGACAACAAACUCUCGAAAGGGUGGAUUAGUAGGAGAACCUAAAAAUAGAAAAAUUAUUGUGGAUAUGAGAGAAUUUAGGUCAGAGCUGCCAUCUUUAAUUCACAGGCGUGGAAUUGAAAUUGAACCUGUUACACUUGAAGUGGGUGAUUAUAUUUUGACUCCAGACAUUUGUGUAGAGCGCAAAAGUAUAAGUGAUUUGAUUGGAUCUUUAUCAAAUGGUCGUCUAUAUAAUCAAUGUGUUGCAAUGUGCCGAUAUUACAAACGUCCAAUCCUCUUGAUUGAAUUUGAUGCUAACAAAUCUUUCUCUCUUCAAGGAAAAUAUGCCUUGAGUAAUGAUGUUUCAAUGAAAGACAUUAGUUCACAAUUAGCCCUGUUAACCAUGCAUUUUCCAAAGCUUCGUAAUUUGUGGUGUCAAAGUCCAUAUGCCACUGCAGAACUUUUUGAUGAGUUGAAAGAAAAUCGUGGGGAACCAGACAGUGUGGCAGCAAUGUCAGUCAGUGCAUCAGAAACCACUGAUGAUAUCUCUGAUAGAUAUAGUCAUGGUCCCCAAGACUUUCUGCUCAAAAUGCCAGGAGUAAACUCUAAGAAUUUCAAAUACAUUAUGAACAAAGUAAAAGAUUUAGCAGAAUUGGUUAGUCUAUCUGAAGAAAAAUUAACUGAAAUCAUGGGAAGCUGUAACCAUGCCAAUCGUCUUUAUGAGUUUUUGCACACAAAUGUUGAUGAAGCUGAAAAGGCUUCAGCUGAAUUAAAGAAAAAUGAAAAACCUUUUAAAAAGGGUUAUGGUUUUAAGAAAAGAAAAUAA